AUGGGGCCUAGACUUCUGCAGGGGGCAAUUGUUGCUGUGUGUCUUCUGGACCUUGUUCUGCCUUUGACAAUUUUACACACUUUUAGAGACCCAGAAGAUAAUAGUUUUCAGCUAAUGGCACUGCAUGAUUCAACAGGAGCCCUAUACAUUGGCGCUACUAAUCGCCUUCACAAACUGACAUCCGAUUUAAAUCUUAUUCAGAGUGCAGCUACAGGACCAAGGGAGGAUAACCCAGAAUGUCCGCCACCUAUAUUACCGUGUGAAAAGCCCAAAAUGGCCACAGAUAGUCUGACGAAGGGCUUGGUCAUUGACUCGGAUCACGAUUCUGUGAUCCUGUGUACCAGUCUUUUCCACGGAUCAUGUCAGAUAUUGAAGCUUAGCAAUAUCACUUCAGUAACCAGCUUCGCUCAGAAACCAUCCGUCCCUAACGAUGGGUCUUCUUGCGUGAUGUUCCUUGCCCCGGGACCUCAGAACGAGACGAGCCUGUACAUCGGAGCAGAGUACAGUCCAGUUGGCGACGAAGCUUACAGAGAUCUAGUCCCUAGUAUCAGCAGUCGGGACCUGAAAACCUUGGAGUUAGCAUACAGAGACAAAGAAGGUGGAACAAAGAUGAGCAUUAAACAAGAUAUUCGCUCGGAAUUCAAAGUCAGAUUUGUGGCAGGAUUUUCAUACAGUGGAUAUGUCUACUUCAUCACGGUUCAGCCAAAAGGGUUAAAGUCGAAGGAAAAAGUAACGAGAAUAAUUCGAUUGUGUCAAGGUGAUCGCUACUUCAGGUCGUACAUUGAAAUCCCUUUGGAAUGUCAAGACACUUCAUCUUCUAGCACGAUUGUAGCUCAGGCAGCAUCUCAAAUGGAGGAUGGUAGGCUGGUUGUGUCCUACUCACCAGAUGGUAGUAGCGUACGUGCGUCAUCGUCUGUGUGUGUUUACCGCCUGGAGGACAUUGAUCUGAUGUUUGCCCAGACUGUCCAGGACUGCUACAAUGGACAGGGCAAGGUUGGUCCUGAUCACUAUGAGACCAUUAGGACAUGCAUGCGUACG
This is a messenger RNA of Candidula unifasciata, 1038 nucleotides long. Lineage: Eukaryota; Metazoa; Mollusca; Gastropoda; Stylommatophora; Geomitridae. The record is from the annotation of a GenBank genome assembly.